AUGCUCUUAAGCAAAAUUUAGGUUCAUGAAUUUUCUGAUUAGAAUUACUUGAUGGAUGAAUACGAAGAAUUUAAGAAAAAUCUAAUAAUAAAAAUAUUAUAGGAUAAGAAGAUUAUAGAAUUCCUAGAGAUAUUAGUUCAUCUAACUGCAAUAGAUGCUACGGUGCUAAUCUGGUAGGAUGUGACUUUAAAGGAUCAAAAUGGAAUUAAUUUGAAUUAAGCCAAAUUAUUUAAAUGGAAGAAUUUAAGAAUAAAUGAGCUAAGUAAAAAGAAUGUUCAUAGAGGUAAAGUCAAUAAAAUUAGCUUUUCUCCAGAUGGUAUGUCAUUAGCCUCUUGCAGUAAUGAUAAUUCCAUUUGUUUGUGGGAUUUGAAAACAGGAAAAAUAUAGUCAGUAAUAAGAGCAUAUGGGGAGGUAGAAUCAGUAUGCUUCUAGCCAAACGACCCUACAUUACCAUUUAGCAGUGGUGAGUGUUAUACUUAUGCAAUAUUAAAACAAAGAAAGACUUCUUAAAAUUAGAUGGUCAUAAUAAUGUCAAUACAAUCUAUUUCUCUCCAAAUGUUUCUACAUUAGCAUGUGGCAGUAGAGAUAAUUCAAUCUGUUUAUGAGAGAUUAAGACAAGAUAAUCAAUCUAAUCGCCAGACAAUCGCUAUAAAGAUAUUUUAGCUUAAUUUUAACUUUCAAUACUUAAAAAUAAUGUUCUUCAAGAAAGUAGUAUUUAUUUUCACUUAUUCUAUUUUAGCAAAUAUUGCAAUUUUAUUAAUUUCGCAAAAUAUCCAUUUACAAGCUAUAGGAGCUUUAAUCUUGAAAUGUGAAUUUGUAAAUUAUUAAGGAAUAAAUCUAAAAUCAUUAUUCAAAUCUAAAGGAGGCUGCAUAUUAGAAAAAUAAAUUAAAUAGUAAAAAUAAUAAAAUUGA
Molecule: messenger RNA, 912 nt
Organism: Paramecium tetraurelia
Lineage: Eukaryota; Ciliophora; Oligohymenophorea; Peniculida; Parameciidae
Exons: 2
Molecular function (GO): protein binding
Source: RefSeq, a predicted model, not a curated record